UGGUGGCGCUAGCUCAACAAACAGAAGUUGUGCUUAUGAAAUAACGCACUAGAAUUACGUGUGGACGCGACUUCACUGUUUAUAAUUAAAGUGGAAAUUCAUUUGUAUUCGUCAUGUCUAUCGGUUGAACAGGCCGUGCAGGAACGUGUCGAGCCUUCUGUCCUCAAUACCGGCUCAUCAGUGACUCAGUCAUCACCACUCUCACUGUCAUGUCAGUGUCACGUACUGAGCACAUCACGUCAGACCACCAAGGCCCAAGCCGUUUUUCAACUGCCUCCAUAUUUAUAGCUCCAAACUCAAGUUGAAAGUGGUCGGCACCUACAUAGUCCUAGUUCUUAAUCCUAUGGCGUAACGCGUUAAUACUACAGUAGGCCUACAUUCAUCUGUAGCCCUAACUGCCGUAGGAAACUUUUGGAAACAACCCGGCAUCAUUUCAGUUAUUGGGCAAAAGAAGUCGCAAUGUAUGCCUGGCCACUUUUGCAGAGUGCCCAUUGCAAACGGGGCAUCAUGAGAUUUUUAAAAAUUCGGAUGCUUGUUCCAAGCGGAUCCAGAUGUCAGGCCGCCACCAGACAACUCCAUUCCUCAAUCUUGUUUUCAAAACCGCAAUCGGUAACCAAACAGCUACCAAAGUGUUUAAGUUUACCCUACACUAAACGGUUACCCUUGGCAACCUGUUUGGGGUCAUGGAGGACGUAUUCAUCUUCCGAUGAGAAAUCGGACUUGGAUUCGUCAGUUGCUACCAAGGAGGAGACUGCAAAAGCUGUGGUGCCUAAACUAUCAGAAAUGACAAGGCUCAUGUCUCUGGCUAAACCAGAGGCAUCACGAUUAGGCGUUGCCAUAGCCCUGUUGGCUUUCUCCAGUGGUGUGACCAUGUUGGUGCCCUUUGCCCUCGGCAAGGUGAUCGAUGUCAUCUACAGUGGGUCUUACGAUAGCCUUGGUAGCGGUGUCAUGAUGACUAAUCUCACCUAUCUGUGCGGUGUCCUGUCUGCUGUGUUCCUGCUGGGAGCUGGCGCCAACUUUGGCCGUGUGUACCUGAUGUACACCUCUGGCGAGCGUGUGAUCAAACGUUUGCGGGAGUCCAUCUUCAACUCCAUCAUGAAGCAAGAGAUUGCCUUCUUUGAUAAGACGCGGACCGGGGAGCUGGUCAACAGGCUGUCCACUGACACCACGGUCAUCGGCAAUGCGGUCACAACCAACAUCUCAGACGGACUGAGGGCUCUGGCCCAGGCCAUAGGAGGAGUGGGCAUGAUGUUCUAUACUUCAGUUAAACUUGCUACCAUUGUCAUCAGCAUAGUGCCCCCAGUGGCCGUCAUUGCCGUUGUCUAUGGGAGAUUCCUUCGUAGUAUCUCCAAGCAAGUGCAGGACGCACUGGCCAAGUCUACCGAAGUCGCUGAAGAGAAGAUCAGCAGCGUCCGGACUGUGAGGGCGUUUGCGCAGGAAAACCGUGAGAAACGGGCGUACUCUAGCAGCGUACAACACGUUCUGGAUCUAGCGACGAAGGAGUCCUUGCUUUGGGGCGCCUUCUAUGCUGCGAUGGGGCUGUCCAGCAACUUGAUCAUCCUAGCUGUGUUGUAUAAUGGCGGUGCCAUGAUGACUGACGCACAGAUCACUGUUGGGAGCCUGUCGGCAUUCCUGCUAUACGCUGCCUAUGUUGGUAUAUCUGUAGGAGGCAUAAGCUCUUUCUAUUCUGAGAUGAUGAAAGGUCUUGGGGCCAGCACUCGGCUCUGGGAAAUCCUGGACAGAACACCGACAAUUCCUCUCACAGACGGUCUUGUCCCAAAUACCUCCGCUCUUCAGGGGCACAUUGAUUUCAAGAACCUCCAUUUUGCCUACCCACUGAGGAUAGACCAGCCCAUCUUUAAGGAGCUGAGUCUCACAGUGCCUGCAGGCUCAGUCACGGCUGUCGUUGGAUCCAGCGGGUCGGGGAAAUCUACACUUGGGUCGCUUUUACUACGAUACUAUGACGCAGAUCAAGGUCAAAUUUUGCUGGACGGAACGGACGUCAGAACACUGAGCCCUGAGUGGCUGAGAUGCCAAAUAGGAACAGUCAGCCAGGAACCGAUUCUAUUCUCAACAACCAUCGGUGAGAACAUUGCCUAUGGUGCCAACAAUCCAGAAUCAGUCACAUCGGAGGAAUUAGUGGCAGCAGCACGGACGGCCAACGCGCUUGGUUUCAUCCAGGCUUUCCCGGACAAGUUUGACACCUUGGUCGGGGAACGAGGUCUCAUGCUUUCAGGGGGUCAGAAGCAGCGCAUUGCCCUGGCCAGAGCAAUACUCAAGAACCCCAAGAUUCUCAUACUGGAUGAAGCCACAAGCGCCCUUGAUGCAGAGAGUGAAUACUUGGUUCAGGAAGCGCUGCAGCGUCUCAUGGUUGGCAGGACGGUUAUCACCAUCGCCCACCGUCUGUCCACCAUCAAACGGGCCGACAACAUCGCCGUGCUGGACAAAGGCAGCGUGGUGGAGCUAGGGUCCUACGAAGAACUGAUGCGAGUUGAAGACGGCGUGUUUAGGAAGCUGGUAGAGCGACAGACGGUCAUGAACUGACCGUAGUGUCUUUAUCCCAUUGGGACCACUGAUCUCUAUGUAACAACACUGGAUAGCUCGUUGGACUUUCCAAGCUGUACAAACAAGUGAAGCUACGCACUGGUUCCCGAUCCUACCAUUCGAAUGUGGGGAGGGAACCAGUCGCAACCACUCCCAGCGUUCAAAGAUUCUAAAAUAGAACGUCUUAAAGUAUACAAAAAAAACAAAUUUCUAAACAGAAAAUUUACAUUAAAUAUAUUUUAAUUGGUGCCAUUGGGUUUUUUUUUAUACAUAAAAAUAAUAUGUUGAGUGAAACUGAGAGAAGUGUACAUAUAAAUUAAAUGAGAUGUCUUUCUUUACAAAUCUACUGUUCUUGGAGUGGUAAUAUGGCAGACGGUGACUUCACUUCUAACGGCCCUUGGGCCAUCCAGAUUUUUGUAUUUGGAGAUCAGUGAUUGGGAUGUCAGGAGGGGCAGGUGCGACCACAAAGACUUCCUCAAGAAGUCAGAACAUCUUCGUAACCUAGUACUAGUGAAUGGUUUUGGCAAGAUUAAUAGUGACUCUGUAGAGGAACUGUUGAGCGUGUUUUGUGCAGUUUACUCACAACAGCUACUACUACUACAACUCAGACGACCACAGUCCAGCUUUGCAACGGAUCCACCGAUCAUCACGAUCUUCCAUACAGGAGGCAAAUUCACAAGUAUUAUCGGUCCAGUGUCCCUUGAGCACCCUUACAGAGGAGCUUUGUCUGCUACCUCCUCUGCAGGCAGUUCACGGUGACGUUGACACUGUCUGGCUCAAUGCAUCCUCCGAUAAGUCACAUGUCUUCACUCUUUGGAACGUCUCCAUAAAUGACAGAGUGGGGCACAUGGUCUCCACAAUAGCGUCCAUUGAGUUAGGGUUGACUCACAUCAGCCAAGGAAUUGAUACAUCAUGUGCCUGCGCAUUACUGCAUGUGUGUGCGCAUUACUGCAUGUGUGUGCGCAUUACUGCAUGUGUGUGCGCAUUACUGCAUGUGUGUGCGCAUUACUGUGCAGGUUAUCCUUUCCCGAUUGUGGACUUGGAAGAAAGGGUUACCUGAUA
This is a messenger RNA of Patiria miniata (bat star), 3606 nucleotides long. It is a transcript of the gene abcb10, whose product is annotated as ATP-binding cassette sub-family B member 10, mitochondrial-like. The transcript has 12 exons. The record is from RefSeq and is a predicted model, not a curated record. The coding region runs from base 460 to 2544 and encodes 694 amino acids. Gene Ontology annotation, biological process: transmembrane transport. Lineage: Eukaryota; Metazoa; Echinodermata; Asteroidea; Valvatida; Asterinidae. Gene Ontology annotation, molecular function: ABC-type oligopeptide transporter activity; ATP hydrolysis activity; ATP binding. Gene Ontology annotation, cellular component: membrane.